AUGGACGCCUCAACCUCGUCGUCGUCCGGCUUCUCUACCGCCGCGUCCUCGGCGCACCCGCAGCAGGCCGCCACCGUCGCGCCGCCGCCGCCCCCGGCGCAGAAGACGCCGAGCACCGACGUAUUCAUCCGGGACCUCAACCUCGUGGCCGAGGCCGCGAAGCGCGCCCAGGGCAUCGCCAUCUCGUAG
Durotheca rogersii is the source of this 189-nucleotide messenger RNA. RefSeq lists its product as uncharacterized. The record is from RefSeq and is a predicted model, not a curated record. NCBI's taxonomy places the organism in Eukaryota, Fungi, Ascomycota, Sordariomycetes, Xylariales, Xylariaceae. The transcript has 2 exons. Bases 1 to 189 code for a protein of 62 amino acids.